Messenger RNA from Pocillopora meandrina, 5625 nucleotides. NCBI's taxonomy places the organism in Eukaryota, Metazoa, Cnidaria, Anthozoa, Scleractinia, Pocilloporidae. The record is from the annotation of a GenBank genome assembly.
AUGCCUGGAUUAUUUUGUUGCAAGCCUGGGUGCUUGACAAGAAGAAAGAAUAAGAUAUCUAGAGAGUAAAAGUAAAUGAAAUGGCAUUCAAGUCCUCGAGAAAGAAGCAGGAAACAAUGAAAUGGUGAAAAGAAGUCUUUAUCAUACAUUACUUGUGCCCUAAUUUCCUAAGUUGGUACUAUAAGUUGACUACCAUAAAGAGUUUUUAAAACUGAACUUUCGAGCGUUAGCCCCUUAUCUGGCCGUUUUGUAAUUGCGCCCUAGGCAUUUGUUUACAAGCCGACGAAAGACCACGAUAAAUCAGGUCCAAGUUGAUCGAUUGAAUGCACACAUUUGAGUACUUUAUGAGAGGCGCAACUUCUUCCUCUUCGUAACGGGGACACCAAGACCACAAUAACCAGUGAACAAAAACGCAAAAAUUUACAAAUCUCUUACAAAGCCCCCUAGUAGUACAUCCGGGUGUUGCACCAUGGACGGCGCCAUGUUUGAAGCAUCUUCCGCUCCAUAAAGAUAUUUACUUUCCAUGUAACACAAAAUGAAUUGUCCCGCUCUUCUUCAACUUAAUUUUUCGCCAAUCCAUUGGAUAAAUCGCUAUCCAGUGAACAGUGCAGUACAUUUUCUAAACAGUUAUCCGCUGGAUGGCAAAUUAUCCGUCGGAUAGUGUUAUCCGCUUUUCUACAACUGGGCUCUGUUGUUUUAUUUUAGUAGUUUGUUUUGGCCCCUUUCUUACACAGACAGCUUGUUAAUCAUUCAUCAAGAAAAACCUCCCCAAAUACAAGCAUCAGCCUAAAUUCAUAAAUUUUAAUUGGUUAUUUAUUUAUUGAUUCUUCCUACAACCUGCAUAAUGUAGAUGCAAAAGUUAUGAAACUGUAACAGUGGACCCGGAAACACUAAACAGUAGCCACGUUGAGGUUAAGCUGAAUAGCGCCGACCACAUCACGAGAUUUAUACCUUUACUAGAACAAACUUCCGCUCAUUGAAAAUUUUAAACUUUUGCCUGAAAUGUGCUCAAACCUGAAUAACUUGCAGAUAACUACAUGGUUGAGGGUAUAAUAAUGUUAGUUCCAAAAUAUACAAAGAUGUGACGAUUUUCAGUUCAUGUGACAAAUUUCAAUUUAAUUUUGGAAUAAUUACAGUGCAUUUGCACAACGCGAUAAAUCACUCUUUUAAAAAGUGUAUUAAAUCAUAAUCUUUUGAAACCAAUUCUGGUUUCUGAAAAAUGGUAAAAGUUGUAAGGUGUCAAUAGGAACUCAAAGUAAAGACAUAUCACUGGCCUCAAGUUAAAGAGACUUUGGCAACUCCGCUGAUCAAUUCCAAGCUUCAACAUCCCCCCCUCAGGCAACCCAUGGGUAUUUGAUUGUCAUCCAUGCCUGGGGAUAGAGAAAUUUGAACCUUGUCUAGGCGGGUUGGAGCAUUUGAGCUACAAGUGUCAAUUUUUUCCUGCAUAAUACACCUGUUUACUGGAGGAGUUAAAGGGUAAUGAGUCUACAACAUUCUUUUAUCGAACAAAGAAUCAUUCAACGAUGAGUGGGGCAUUUGAAUGCAAUUAUUUUGACGGAGGGGGGGUGGGGAGUAAAACAAGCCAAUCUUCAAAAGUACAAAUGCCAGGGGAGUCGCUUAGGGAAAGGGAAUGUUUAGGCUUCGAAGUGACUAACGCAUCACCAGCCACUCAAAAAAAAUAGCAGCAAUCAGGACCACAGACCAAGUCAAUAUUGGUCUUAUUUCAAUUUGAAGUCUGAUUAGUUGAGAGAGGAGAGUUUUCUAGUCAUGAUCACUGUUCACGGCAAAACUAAACCAAAUGAAUGCAUUUAACCAUAUUACUUUCAACCCUCCACUGAAAAUUGGAGUAUAGGGAUAAAUUACGUUUACGUAUUACAACCAAGCAAACCUUCAAAAUAGAAACCUCACAGAGGGUGACAAAAGCUUUCACAAAUAAAAUCUGUGUGAGCAACAUAACCUUUUUUUCAGUGGGAGAGUUCGUAGGAGCCUAUGUGAACAAUCGUGUCAAACGGUUUCAAUUCAUUUUGUGCUGUUUGAAAUUCAUGUUCAAUAAUUAAAAGAAUCAAAAAGGGAGAAUGACUUCAUGUUACGGACCAUUCGUUAUUGAUACUAGCGGUUGGGUUGAGUGUAAUUCAGCAGUUUCCAUUGAUUUUGCGAGUGAUUGGCCUUAGUUCCAUAGCCGACGUUUCAUGCAGUACAAAUAAGACUGUGUCCCUGGUAAAUGUUUACCACUGAACGCUUGAUCAUUCCAAAAAGUGUUUUUUUUUCUCCAUAGCUCUGGUAAGGAAAACGUAAAGAAAACAGAAAAAGGUAAAUGUGUUUUGCUGUUGCAUGUCUUGAAGAUUCAUAGACAGGCAAAUGAUAUAUAAGUGCUUGCUUUAUUUAUCUCCGGUUUGAUGGUGAUGAUGGAAUCUUUUUUUUCUUCGAAGAAUAAUGGAAUUUCUUUCAAAGUAUCCAAAAAUAAAAAUUCGGAUCAACAAACCGUGGCGUUUAUCAAGUUAGUAAUCUUGUCUUACAGUGAUGUCCUACUUCCUAAUUUUCUUCCGCGGCUCGUCACGAUUACUCAUUCUCAGUCACGAACUAUAGUUCUACAAAGACAUCUAGAAUCAUUUAACAGAUUUUUUUCAAUAAGUAAGGUAACUGCAAUGAAUGGAUCUCCUUCGUGAUUGGGCAAUCGAAGGGUACAAAUGUCAUCUUGUUGAUAGUUCCGUCAAUCAGGUCAAGUCGAAUUACUAUAAAACUGAUACGUGAUCACAGUAAACACAGGUUUUCAAAGUUGCAAAAUGUUGGCUAAACUUGGAUCAGACGCCCUUCCCUGUCAAAAUGCCGAAUUUAAGAUUCCAUCUAUCUACCCCGUUGAAUUAUUCUUCGUAGCAAGAAACGUGUUAUUCAAUUUUUGAAACACGCGACUUGAAAACAUUCCCAUUGUAACAUUAUGCAUUAUGUGACUGCUUUUACAAACUAGUUAUUUAAGAGUCUCUUAGUCUCAAUCGUAAGAGAGCGAAAUUGGAAUAUCAUAUGUGACUAGAUUCCGUAAAUAGACUAAGUAAAAAGGAUUAAUGAAAUAUUUUCAUUUUCAAACAGAAUUCACUCUAGCAUCUUUCAGGUGUUUGAAAUCUUCCAUAGAUAGAUUAAAAUUUUUUCUUCUUCUGUGGCUAGAUUUACUGCAAAAAGAAAAAACUAAUCUCCAUUGUUUUAUUCCGCGCGUAAAAAUCGGAACUGAACAUGACCCUUUUGGCCUAUAAAACAUUUCUCUCUCUGAUGGGGCCUGAAUGUCACGCAGCCAGUUGCGUGACGAUCCCAAAGUAAAUCUUCUAUUUGGACAAGAAUAAAUUAGAGUGGCUAAUUUCUAACAUCACUGUGAAAAAGGAAAGUUCAGUUUUUCAGUUUCUUAAAGAAAUAUCUUCUAGCCAAUUUAGAAUAACUCUAAAAGUCUAUUUUGGACAAAUUUUUUUUAGAUUCUUUACUUGCGUGACUUGUUUUCUCUUAUUAUUUGAAAAACACUCUUCUCCUUGAAACAGAAUCUCGAGCAUUUCCAACUAUAUACUCAAUUGGCAGCCAUAGAAACUACUCUUACUCGAGAAAAGCUCAGCUUAUUUCGAAAUCCGUGCGAGUCACCCAAGUAUUUGACGCUUUCAUUUUCUAAGAAGACCGCGUGACUCUGGGGACUUCCUGCUGUCAAUUUAACAUCUGACUGCCUCAACUUUCUGUAUAAAGAGAUCGUCGAUUCUAAAGCUUUCCAUUCCAUUUGCAAUAACCGAAAAAUCAAUAUCAAGAGAGACUAGGGACUACAGAUCAAGCUUGGAGAAAAACCCGUCACAAGGCAAAUAUGGUCGAGGUACGGUAAACUUACUAUACAUUUAACUUUCCAACCCAUUCAAUCGUGGAUUCCAUGCAGUUAAAUUUUCAAUUAAGCCCGUGCAAUUCAUUUCUAGUCGCCUGGUGCUAUGUUCGAUUUAGAUCCUAAAAGAUGUUCCGGUUUUGUUUUUUCAACUUUCCCGGACAGUCAAUUGAAAUCAGCGCGUGCGCUCGAAUGGACAUCCCCGAGCACAGACUUAGCAGAAGCGGAAACCUCUUCAUAGCUGAUUUGCCGAAGAGCGAACCUGGUCGUCAAAUUCCUGUAGAGUUUACUGGGAGCCAUAGGGGCUACAAAACAGGUAAAUUUAAGCGUAUGGUAGGCUGUGAUCCUCACAAAGGCUGUUAUGAAGCUUUUCUGCAUGUUAAAAGUGGCAUAGUCCAAAAUGAUCGCGCAUAAUGUAACUGACUCGAUGCCGAUUUAAGUGCAAGUGGACCUUAAUGUGUUUAUAAAUUGACUUUAUUGUAAAUGUAAUCUACAUGUAAAGACACCUACCGAUUUUUGUCUCUCAUUUUCAAUUUUGACGGCGAGUUAAUUGCAAAACUGCUUUAAAUGACGCCCAAAUAUCUGUGAACAUUCGCAAGGCCUUGUUAAUCUAGUCAUACUAGCAACUUUUGUGUUAAAAUUAUUCCAUAUAGUAAUACAGAACUUUUCUGCUUUUGCAAUUAACGACUACGUAAAAUUCGAUAACUAGUUUUCAUGAAGUGUUUUUGUCAGAGAACAGGAAAAAAACUUUGGGCUUGUAGGUUCCCUGUGUUUUAAACCCAGCUUCAAAACACUAUUCAGCAUGCCACUAGACUGAUCACAUGACUAAAAUAAUCUUCAGUAUGGUUCAGAGGUAAAUUAAAUAUACAUUAAAAAAGUUCAGUUUACCUCAAAUAAUAAAUUAGACUUUUUUAUUUUCAUGUAUCUAGUAUUUUACAUAGAAAAAUCUUAUAAUUAUGGGGCACAUACUAUAAGAUAUGACUUGGAUGGCAGCCAUUACUACCUGUGUGUAGAAGGAAACAGGGUGUUUUUACAGGUGAGUUGUAAUUUACUGCGGUUAUGAAAUUAUUAUCACUUUUCAACUGCAACUUCCCAUAAACAAAUUACUUACGUAACUAUUUAGCACAAAGAGUGGGCAAAAAGUAACUAUUUGAAUCUCUUUCUUGGUUUACAUUCUUAGUUAUUUUAUGCGGAAAAUGAUUAUUUGUGGAAUAACUUUGAAUCAUUUUGUAGUAAUGACUUGCCCCCCGACCUGACCUAAUGCAGCCUUGUGUUACUUGCAGUAAAGUUACAACUGUCUAGUUUAGGUUGUUAAUAGGCCAUUUUACAGUUUUGCACUGGGUACAAGCCUUUCUUUGACCUUGUUGUGAUUCAGACCAGUAUCUUUUUAUUUGUAUUUUCAGGUUUGUUGCAAGGUGCCCAAAUUCCUGAUGAAAUGAAAUGGACCAUUCAUGUUUUAUUUUCAGUUGGGUGUCCAUCAGCCUGAUGAAAUGAAAUACAUCUUUGAACUUCAACAUGUCAACAAAGAUAGUGAUUACAUGUCUAUUAAGUCUAAAUACACUGGGAGGUACCUUGCCAGUGAUGAAGAUGGAAAGGCAUUUGUGGAGGAAGUCAAACCUUCCUUAAUGAAAGACAACCAGCCGACUGACAGACAAACAUGGUUCCUUCUACACUUUGUGGAAACGGUGAAAAGAGAAAGAGAAAGUACAUUAUACAGUUGUAACUUUGAGAGCACAAGUAUUAACUAUUCUGUCACAUGUCAGGCUCAAGUGGAAGCCUGUUAG